AUGGCAGAAGGCUCAGCAUCACAUCGAGGCCAGUCUCGUCGGGCUCAGACGGGCGGUUACCUGCCGAUCGAGGACUACGGAAUGAUCGGCAACAUGCACACUUGUGCGCUGGUGGGCAUAGAUGGAAGCGUAGACUUUAUGUGCUGGCCUGACUUUGACUCGCCAUCUCUGUUCUGCCGCUUGUUGGACAAGGACAAGGGCGGAUACUUCAGCAUUGCACCGCCCGCAGAGUUUGAAUGUACUACCAAGCAGCAAUAUUUGCCAGGCUCUUGUAUUCUGCAGACCCGAUACAUCCACGAAGAUGGCGUCGUGGAUUUGGUUGACUUUUUCCCACGGCCCAAGGCCGCACAGGUCAUGACCAAGGAGUAUAAGCAAAGCUCCUACCGCGAGUCUACACGGGUACAAGAAGAGCUCAAAAAGUGGCUAGUUAGACGCGUCGAGUGCAUCAGAGGUUCCUUGACAUUCGACGUGGAAAUAUUUCCUGCUUUUGGAUACGGCCUUGAGCCUCACGUUACUACGUUGACUCAACCAGUCGACUCGCAGAGCAAAGCUGCCACAUUUCAUAGCAAAGACGUGCGGCUUCAGCUAGAUGUAGUACUUCAGCGAGGAGAUGACAGCAAGGGGUGUCCCAAUAUAGGCUUCAAAAAGGUCAAGAAGGAGGGAAUGGCUGGUGAAGGCUUAGUCGGCCAGAUCCGGCUCCAUGAAGGCGAGGCCAUCUCUUUUGUGCUGAGAAACGACAUUCCCAAUCACAUUACAGAAAAGAUUACCACUCCAGUAUUGGAUAACCAACAGCACGAUACCCAGUCGUUUUGGCACAAUUUCAUCAAACAGUCCAAGUACAAGGGCCGUUGGAGAGAGGUUGUUGCCAGGAGCCUCAUGAUUCUGAAAAUGAUGACAUAUGAGCCUACCGGUGCCAUUGUGGCAGCGCCCACGUUUUCUAUCCCUGAAGAUAUCGGCGGGGUGAGAAACUGGGAUUACCGAUACUCUUGGGUCCGAGAUUCCAGCUUUACUAUUUACAUUCUGCUCCGGCUUGGGUUCAGGGCCGAAGCUGAUGCCUACAUGGAGUUCAUCAUGGAACGUUUUGUCAAGUCCCGCGGCCCUGACGGAGGAUUGCCUAUCAUGUUUACCAUCCGCGGUGAGACAGACAUCCCAGAAGCCACAUUGGAUCACCUCGACGGGUAUCGAGGCAGCAAGCCGGUCCGUAUCGGCAAUGGCGCGGCGUUCCAUCAGCAGUUUGACAUUUACGGCGAGCUCAUGGAUGCUAUUUACUUGUACAACAAGUACGGCAAACCCGUCCCUUGGGAUGUCUGGUGUGCAGUACGAGAAUUGUUGGAUUACGUAUUGACCAUUGUGGACGACCCCGACAUGUCCAUUUGGGAAGUCCGUGGUAACAAGCAGCAUUUUACGUAUUCCAAGAUUAUGCUUUGGGUCGCGUUCGACCGCGGCAUACGAUUAGCCGAGAAGCGAUGUUUGCCAUGCCCUAACCGGGCCAAUUGGUUGGCUGCCCGGGACAGGCUUUGUGAAGAAGUCAUGGAAAAGGGCUAUAACACCCAAAUGAAGUCGUUUGUCCAGAGCUACGAAAACAAUACCAUUGUCGAUUCGUCUAUUCUUAUUGCCCCCCUUGUUUUCUUUAUCUCUCCUUGUGAUCCUCGCUUUGUCAAUACUCUCGACAGAAUCCUACUUCCUCCGGAGAGAGGGGGCCUCACCAGCGCUGGCUUGGUGUUUCGUUAUGAUACAGACUUGUCAGACGACGGUGUGGGUGGACGAGACGGCGCCUUUAGCAUGUGUACAUUUUGGUUGGUCGAAGCCAUGACACGUGCCGGGGUAUAUGAACCCAAAUAUCUCGUUCGCGCCGUCAACAUGUUUGAAAAUAUGCUUUCGUUUUCCAAUCAUUUGUCCAUGUUUUCAGAGGAAAUUGCUCGAAGCGGAGAGCAGUUGGGUAAUACGCCGCAAGCGUUCAGUCACCUUGCCCUGAUUAGUGCUGCGUUCAACUUGGAUCGCGCUACAGAAGGGUGGACUGGUUCACGAUGA
Messenger RNA from Pochonia chlamydosporia 170, 2031 nucleotides. Its product is annotated as glycosyl hydrolase. Gene Ontology annotation, biological process: carbohydrate metabolic process. The record is from RefSeq and is a predicted model, not a curated record. NCBI's taxonomy places the organism in Eukaryota, Fungi, Ascomycota, Sordariomycetes, Hypocreales, Clavicipitaceae. The coding region runs from base 1 to 2031 and encodes 676 amino acids. The transcript has 8 exons. Gene Ontology annotation, molecular function: hydrolase activity, hydrolyzing O-glycosyl compounds.